Messenger RNA from Panicum virgatum (switchgrass), 4774 nucleotides. Its product is annotated as abnormal spindle-like microcephaly-associated protein homolog. NCBI's taxonomy places the organism in Eukaryota, Viridiplantae, Streptophyta, Magnoliopsida, Poales, Poaceae. Gene Ontology annotation, molecular function: protein binding. Gene Ontology annotation, biological process: spindle organization; mitotic cell cycle; establishment of meiotic spindle localization. Bases 148 to 4476 code for a protein of 1442 amino acids. The record is from RefSeq and is a predicted model, not a curated record. The transcript is spliced from 20 exons. Gene Ontology annotation, cellular component: spindle pole.
CUCCCGCUCAAACGCCAAAUGUCUUCGUCUUAGUUCCAGCCCGACCUCCAAUCCCCCCGCCCCCCGGUCCUCUCCAACCUUCCAGAACCUUCACGAUCCCAUGAGCGCUCACUCCCGAACCUUCUAGAGCGUCCCUUCCCGGCCGCCAUGAGCCGCCGCGAGCCCGCCGCCUCCCCCUUCCGCGACCUCUCCAACCUCCGCACCCCAAGACCUAACCCCAAGCACGUACCCGCCUCCCCGACCUUCUUCACCGCCUCCAAAACUCCCCUCCAGGCUCCCACGCCGACGCCGCUCCGCCUCCGGAGGCCCGGAGACGGCGCCCCUACCCCGACGCCCCUCGGCCGCCGCCUCCGCGCGCUCGAGGUCGACCAAUCGCGCUCCGCCCGCCGCGCCGAGUCCGGCCGCGAGCGCGCGCUCCGCUCAUUCGCCGCCUCCGCCUCGUCAUGGCUCUCGCUGCUCCUCCGCGACCCAGCAGCCUGCGGCUGCUCCCCGGCGGCCACGGGUACCGCCGCGGCCGCGCAGCCCUGCGCGGCGGGCGAGCGCGACGCUCUCGGUGGAGAUCGGGCGCGUGGGGUGCGCAGCCCGAAGCGGCGCCGCGGUGGUGGUGAUCGCGGCGGGGAGAAGAGGAAGGAGAUGACGCCGGCGAUGAUUGCCGCUUUACGGGAUUCUCUGAGGGAGGUGUGCAGCCUGGACGAUGUCACGGAGAGGAUGGGGAGGUAUAUGAGCAAGGGCGCGUGCGAGGAGGUGCUCGUCAUGAUCUUUCAAGUUUGUAAGAGCAUUGAUGAAGGCAGACUGAAGAUGAAAGCACAGUGCCCCCUUGUUACUGAUCUUAGGCUCAAAGAGAAAGCAACUAGGAUUUUCAUGUGCUACAAUCCAGAUUGGCUUAGGAUUGGCUUGCAUAUUGUUCAUGGCGGUGAUUCCUUGAUGCAGUGUGGAUUAGGAAAACGGGACAAGGAGGUUCAUUUUCUAAAACUAAUUCUGGAGAAGCAGAUGUUUUCUCAAAUCAUGACUGCAAAGUUUUGUGCGCACAAGAAGGUGGUAGAAGGGCACAAUGUACAGGGUUAUAGUGAAGCAUCGGGCAAUAUCAUACUGAAAAGAAUUUUUCUGUUUGUUGCUGCACUAGAUAGAGCCAAAAUAGAAAGUGCUCUACCUCUUGAAGCUGGAAUUGAUGGCCUUGACGGUGGAUCCCCUCUCUUAUUUUGUCACCAAGGCCAAGUAAAAUCUAGUCGGCAAAUCAUUCAGGAGUCUUUGGGGGAGGCCAUGCACGGAGAAGGUGACCUUCUGAUGCACCUCGCAACUAUGGGGUAUAAACUAAAUUAUCAACAGCCUGCUCUAUCAGAAUAUGAUUUCACUGUAAGGAGUCUAUUUGAAGAUCUCCAAGAUGGCAUAAUUCUCUGUAGAAUUGUUCAGCUGCUCAUCUCAGAUGCAUCGAUCAUUUUGAAUGUGAUUGCUCCCUCAGAUACAAAAAAGAAGAGGUUGAGUAACUGCACCACUGCUAUACGAUACAUCAAGCAAGCUCGGGUUCCAUUAUCUGAUCCUGAUGGAGUCACAAUUUCUGCAGAAGACAUCAUUACUGGGGAUAAGGAGCUUAUUCUUUCAUUGCUGUGGAAUUUAUUCAUCCAUAAGCAGCUGCCCUUGUUAGCUAGCACAUCAUUAUCUCGUGAAUUAACCAGGCUAGGUGUACCUUUGAUGUCAAUGGAACAACGAAUGCCUGAGAACAAAUCACACAUGGUCUUGCUUUACGAUUGGGUUCAGGUGAUACGCUCAAAAUAUGGCAUAACAGUUGAAAGUUCACCUCAGUUUGACAGGAGAGCACUGAACUGUCUCGUCAACUAUUAUUUGAACAUUGAUGUUUUCCCUAACGAGGAAACACAAACAGGUUGCCGAAAGGAAUUGUUCACCUGUCAUGAACUUGAUACUUUAACUGAUAUCACCAGCUGCCCAUCCAGCAAGAUGGGAAAAGUAUUUGCAGAUGUACUUCAGGACAUUCCAGGUAGUAAUAUCCUAGCUGAUGGUGUAUUAAUUGAUGAGAAGAGUGCCAUUCUUUUGCUAGCUUUCCUAUCUUCACAUCUGACUAAUGACAAAAGAUUGGAUCAACUAAAGAAUUUGAUCAAUAUGAGGUUGCACUAUGAGAGCCCGCAGACUAAUAUUUCAGCAAGAUAUAGAUCUGGAGGAAAGAAUGAUGUAAAGUACCAACUCCACCAGAGAGAUAACAAAGAUGGCUCAUGUACCAACCAGGAGUGGGCUGCAACAAUUAUUCAGAGUCAGACUAGAAGUUUUAUUGCAAAGAAUAAAUAUUGCAAGCGUAAGAAGGCAAUAUUUAUCCUGCAAGGUGCUAUGAAGGCAUGGUCAGCCACGACCUUGAAAAGGAACCGUUGUCCUUUAACUGCCGCUGCCACUACUUGGCAAGCACAUGAAAACUACAACAGAUACUUCAUUUGCAUAAUGGAGAGGAAUAGAUUUGUGCAGAUGAGAAAAUCUGCCAUUAUAAUUCAGCAGGCUGUAAGGGUUUGGAUUAGAGGAAGAAAAAGGCUCGAGAACAAUGAGCCCUUUGAAAGAUAUGAGUUCCCAGAAGGUAAAACUCCAUCCAAAACUAGUAGCAUUGCUCCUUCCCCUCAGGAGCAUUGCAGUGGUGAUGAUAAAACCAUAGCUUCAGCCACUUCAUGGCAGCACUGCGAGCAUGUGGAUACAUUGAAAGCUUCUGCUGCUGCUCAUAUUCUUAGUUUUGAUGGCAUGGACAGUCUAGGUUCAACCGCUUCACAGCAGCUUGACAACAAACAGAGCAACUCUAUAAUUUCUGCCACUCAACCGUGCAAAAGCGGGCAUGAAUCUAUACCUCGUCCCAGUUCUCCAUUGAAUAUGUUUGAGAGUAGCUGUAAAAGUACAGCUAGAUCUCAGUUGUGUGAAGUUGAGACUCCCAACGUAAUUUCUGUACGUAAGCUUGCAAGUGAGGAUGAUAUGGAUUAUAGCAGUAAUAUUUCUUCUCAAGCAUUCUUAGAGCACCAACAGCUUGUAUCUACCCGGAUUGGUUUACCUAUUUGCAAGGAAUCACUGACUGCUCAGAGGAUACAAUCUGCAUAUAGAAUAUUCUUGAACAACAGAAACUUAAGGAUAACUGCUGCAAUUAAAAUCCAGAGCCAUUGGCGGUGUUAUUCAGUACACAAGUGCUUCACAAGGCAAGUUCAGGCUAUUGUAGGAAUCCAGACCUCAGUAAGAUUGUCCUUGUGCCGUCAGGCUUGUCAGCGCAACCAACUCUCCGCAGUACUGAUUCAGCGAGUUGUCAGAGGAUGGUUAGCUAGAAAGAGACUGUUAGGUUCUUCUUCGCUCCAAACCUACACAAGACUUUGUGUACUUGACCAAUGUCAACAGAGAAAAUGUCAUCAAAGCCUUGAGUUGAAGAUUGUGCUGCAUUCAGUCAUAAGGCUACAAAGAUGGUGGAGGAAGUUCCUGUUCCAUCAGUCUGUACGAACAUCUGUGAUCUCAAUUCAAUCUUUUGUCCGUGGCUGGCUGGCACGGAAACGAGUAAAUCGUAUUGUAUGCUGCAUCAACAUCAUUCAAAGAUGGUGGCGAAAGGUUUUAUUCCUUGAAUCGAGGACGCGAGCUGUGACUAUUAUCCAGACUCAUUUCCGUCGUUGGGUCGCACGACAAGAUGCUAUUAAAACUAGAAACUGUAUUACCACAAUACAGAGAUGGUGGAGAAAGGUUUUGUUCCUUAAAUUGAGGAGGCGAGCUGUGAUUGUUAUCCAGGCUCAUUUCCGUGGUUGGGUAGCACGACAAGCUGCUUUUAGAACUAGAAAAGUCGUUACUACAAUACAGUCAUUUGUCAAAGCCUUCCUUGUGCGGAAAGCUUCGAAGCAAGAAGUUGCUCAUAUAAGAUCAAGACUGCAGAAGUCUUCUUCACAAGUUGAUGAUAGUAUGCGCCUGAUCAACAGAUUGGUGGCUGCACUGUCGCAGCUUCGUCAGUCUAGGAGCACACACAGAAUUAGACAAGCUUGCACUACAUUGAGUACGGCUACAGAAUAUUCGAAGAAAUGCUGCGAGACACUAGUCACUGCUGGAGCCGUAGACAUAUUGCUGAAGCAAAUCCACUUGCUGAACCGUGGGAUUCCUGACCAGGAAAUCUUGAAGCAAGUGUUCCUUACUUUCAGGAACAUUGCACGCUAUCCAAAUCUUAGACAGGUGUUGGUCAACACUCCAGAAUCUGUUGAAAUCAUCUUCCAGGAAUUACUGAGGAGCAAAUCAGCUGGGUUCUUCUUCAUCGCGUCAGAUGUUCUGAAGAAGUUAUGUGAAUCCAAGGGAGGCCAUGAAACCGCCCGGGCGCUGCAUCACCACAUCAAAAUGCUGCGAAAUCUGGUGCAAGACCUGGAAAAGAAGGUGGAACUCGACAAGAGGAAUGGCCGCACUGGAGUUGUGAAGGAGAACAAUCUACGGCGGCUUCGGGAGGCUGCCACGCUCUAUCAUCUCCUCACUUGGUGAUGUUUAACGCGUCGGUGAUAUAGCUAGCUGAAAGGCUAUCCUCUGCCGUUUUGCUUAUGGCCAUUUGGUCCUGCAAGGUUUACAUGUUAUUCGGUAAUUUGAAGUUAGUUGUGGUGCAAGUGUCAAGAAUCUUGUGUGGGAUAUGAUGCAAGUUCUGUUGCAGGCUUUAGUGUGUGAUACUGUGAUCGUUUUGUGUGCCAAGUGUGAUAAGCAUCGGCUUGAUGUAUUGGGUUAACUGCCUUACCAUCUCGAAUGUGAUUGUUCUGUGUAGCAGGUAUGAUAAUGAUCAGCUUAUUCA